This is a messenger RNA of Syngnathus acus (greater pipefish), 4274 nucleotides long. It is a transcript of the gene matr3l1.2, whose product is annotated as matrin 3-like 1.2. NCBI's taxonomy places the organism in Eukaryota, Metazoa, Chordata, Actinopteri, Syngnathiformes, Syngnathidae. The record is from RefSeq and is a predicted model, not a curated record. Gene Ontology annotation, cellular component: nucleus. The transcript is spliced from 21 exons. Gene Ontology annotation, molecular function: zinc ion binding; RNA binding. Bases 826 to 4110 code for a protein of 1094 amino acids.
UUGCUCGGGCACGAUUCGCAGCUUUUACCAAGCAGACGGACACUCGGACGGGUAGGAAGAUUUAACCUUAACAUUUAUUUGAUUCUUUGGCCGCUUGUUAGUCAUCAUUUAGCUGCAUUUAUGUUUUGGAAAUAUUCAUGGCGUUCACGGACGGUUUUCCCGACGGGCUAAUGCUUACGUUAGCUCGGGCGAAGCUACCAUUUUUCCAUUUCUUUAUUUAACUUGAUACACUUGUGCAAUUGAACUCGGAAGCGAAUACUUGUUCGCACUUUCCAGUGCGUAGCCUACUCGCUGCGAUUCUCUGCGAUCUAUCUACCUACCUCCUGCGUUCGACUUCAUAUCAACACAUCUGACCUGCUAGCAUGUCUGCUAAUUGUUAGCACAAGUACGUGUUAGCACAACUGCUUCCAUGUUGUAACAUGUCGGUCGACUGCAAGUCCCCUUGAAGUGGAUUCCUCGCGGUUGGACCAAUCUUUAUUUUAUUUUUUAUCUCUGUUGAUUGUUGACGAUGUUCUUGCUUUUACGAAGCGGUUCUCUGACCACGUGAAUCUUCUUUUCUACUUCGAGCUUCCUGCUUUGUGUCUGCAGAGGAUGUUUGUAUUCCGGUUGUCCUCCUCCACCUCCUCCUGCUCGUCCGCAUGCUUGCGUAGCAGCGGUCAGGCCGGGGUCGGCUGUGAGUGAUUGCUGGUCUCGGUGGUCACGAGCGAAGACCACAAUGUCUGCUUGUCCUUCACUCUCUUUCAGGACCCCACAUGCCUCUUGGCCUCCAGACUUGACUUUGCGCGGGAGACCUCUUGAACUUGUUCUCGCCGUCUUUGACCUGCGAUGGACGGAGCUUCGAAAGGGUUCGCACCGGGGCGGGGCCACCUGGCUGCCGCCGCCGAGUCCUUAAGCUUCAGCAUGAGCGAGCAACGGCCAGUACGCCAGAUGGGCGGCAGCGCUUCGGACAACCAGGACAGCGGCUCUCUCAUGCCUUGCGGCGGUGGCCCUCUUGGUGGCACCAUGAAGCUUUUCGCCAGCUUGGGGCUCUCACCCUCCGAUCUGGAUGUUCUGGCCCAGAUCCCUGAAAAGGACAUCAGUGUGGAAACGCUCCCGCAGAUCCUCCUGCAGCUCAAAAAUCGCAAGGCGGCCCGGGGGCCUUCCUCCUCCGGCUGGGAUGACGGGGGCAGGAUGCGCGGUGGCGCCGCCUCCUCUUUCGGUCACGGUUCGGGCUCUUCCGACUUUGGCUUUGCUUCUGUCAGCCACGGAAUUGGCUUGAAUUUCGGCGGCGGGAACCGAGAGACGUCGUACGCUGAACUUUUGCACCGCGAUUCCUUCAGCGGUCAGCAGGGGGCGUCGCUCUCCCAGAGCGCCUUCCCGCAGCGCAGGAAGGGCUCCCCGUCACUGGGAAAAGUCCAAGACUUUUUGGGAGCACCGCCUCCCCGAUUCCCACACGUGUGCUCUCUUUGUGAUUUUGACGUGCAUUCCAAUAUGGAGUGGACCCAACACACCAACGGACUCCGACAUGCUGAGAACAGGCGUGUGCUCCUCAACAUGUACCCCGAGUGGGAUCUCAGUGGGGCUCCAAGCAGAAGCCCCAUCAUGGAGUCCACCAACCUGUCGGCCGGUCUGCUGGGACCCGCACCCUCGGGGCCCGGCCCGGCGGCCAGGAUGCCGUCCAGUUGGGGAUCGGGACCGUCUCCGGGUCUCGGCAUGUCACGGCAGAACCGCUCGGAACCAGACGUGCUGAGGAGCAGGGUGGUGGUGGUGAAAUACGACAGGAAGCCACUCAGCAACAAAACGUUGUUUUCUUUCGCCGAACCUUUCGGUCGUCUCCAGGAGCACUUGGUCCUCAAGACCAAGGCGUUCCUGGAGUUGGAGACGCAUGAGGAGGCGAUGGCCAUGGUCAACUACUACCAGCAAAAUUCCGCUAUGCUCUACGGGAAGCCCAUCACCUUCUAUCUGUCAAGGAGGCUGGUAGUCAUCCAGAAGGAAGAUCGCUCGUCGGACCGAGCGCCCUGGGACGCCCCGCAUCGCGGCAGCCAGGUGGUCUUCUUCUCCAACCUCCCCAGAGAAGAAGACAAGAAGAAGGAGCUGCUGACGGUGGCCGCUCGCUUUGGCGUGGUGGAGAAACAUCUCUUCUUGACAGACCAGGGCUUCAUCCAGUUGGGACGACCCGAGGACGCCGAGAUGAUGGUCAAGUACUACACGGUCAAUCCGCUCACAAUCAAAGGGCGAGCCGUCCGCCUCAACAUCUGCACCAAGUACAAGACCCUCAACAUCAACCGCAGACAGAAGGAAUCGGGAAGCAACUGGAAGGCCGACAACAAGAGGAGGUCAUCUCCACCCCGCUCGCCUUCCAGUAGCCGAGACGACGAGAACAAAUCGGCUUCGGAGGGCGAGGCGGAGGGCGAGGCGGACGACGAAGUGGCGGCCGGAGUGCGGGAGGGGGAGGCUGAAGAUGAAGGCGAGGAGCAUCGGAGUGCCACGGGUGCUGACGAGGAGGAAAAAGUCAGCGAGGAAGAGGAGAAGGAGCCUGAGGGAGGAGACCUCGGCGUUCACAAUAAGGCUCCUGACGAUCAUGCGGAUAGCGUCGCCACGGAUGCUGACUUGAAGGGCGAUGAUGUCACGGGUGAGACGCCUGCAGAUGCGGGCGGCGCUGCCCAGCUGGGGGACGAGGCCAAGGAGUGGCUGACCGAAGCGGAAAGUCACCUCGAGCAGGCAACGGGGGAGGAUGAGGACUUCCUGGAGAACAUGGAGGACUUUGUGACACUGGACGAGCUCCCCGACGAGGACGAGAAAGAGGCGGCGGAUGAAGACGAGUCCGACGACAUUGACCCGUCCAGGAAGGGGGGGCUACGGGUGGUCAACAUCCAGGGCUUCAGGCGAGGCUACAAAUUCCUGGACGAGUUGCUGGGACUGGCUACACCCUUCGGGAAAGUGAUAAAGCAUCUGGUUCUGGACUGGAGGCCCGAGGCGUUCCUACAGUUUUCCACCGAAGAAGAAGCUCGGGCCAUGGUCAAGUUCUACAACGGCAACGUCAUGGCAUCGGUAUGCGGACGCCCGGUCAGGGUCAACCACUCUUUGACCUACCCGACCAUCCAGUCCGGCAAAGGCAGGGUGGUGUACGUGGGUCAGCUGCCCAACGGCAAGUACGAGGAUGAGGAUGUCCUCAAAUUGGCCGAGCCCUUUGGCAAAGUCAAAAAGUAUUUCCUGAAUCCCAUCAAGAGAGAGUGUUUCCUGGAGAUGGAGAAGGCAGAGGCGGCAGAUGAAAUGGCCGAAGCCUACAAAACCAACCAGCCAAAGUUGAACGGUAGACGUCUCCUCGUCUACGUCAGCAGGAAGUACACGCAGCUCAAAUACGGCCAUAGCUGUCCCAGCACCACCAAGAGGGCGAUAAGCGGCUCAUCCUCCAAAUCCUCUGAAGAGCCUCCAGCCAAGAAAAUAAAGGAGAAAGAGGAACGCAAAGAAGAAAUGAAGAAAUCCAAGGACCACGACGACGAGACGCCAAAAGACCUCAAACCUCAGGAGGAACAAGAGCAGCCAAAGUCCCAAGAGGAAAUAACGCUAAAAGAGGAGGAGGAGGAGGAGGAGGAGGAGACGGCGGCAACGGACAAACCUGAGGCGGACAAACCUGAGGCGGACAAACCUGAGGCAGACAAACCCGAGGCGGACAAACCUGAGGCAGACAAACCCGAGGCGGAGCUUGAAGAGGAACAGAAGAAACCACAAGAAGACGAGCAAAUGGAACCUCAGGAGGAAGAAGCUGCACUAAGCUCACCUGUGAAGAUGGAAGUGGCCAUCCCAGAGAAGAUUCCGGAUGUUCCCGUGUGCCAGGAACCGACGGAGGAGCCGUUAGCCGAUCAGAACAAGGCUGCCCCCCCCUCGCUCGUUGAAAGUAAACCCGCGGCGGCUUUGCCGCUGCCACCGUAUGACCCCGACAAAGCUAUCGGUGUGGAACACAUCAAGAUGGGUUACUACUGCCGCGUCUGUCUCCUUUUUUACUCCAACGAGGACGUGGCCAAGAAGACGCACUGCAGCAGCCAGAUGCAUUAUGACAAGUUGCAGAAACAUCUGGAGAAGGAACGAAGCAAAACGGAGAAGAAGCGAGCCAAGAAGCCCAGCGCGUGACUUCCAUUUCGCAACAGACUCAUUUUGGUUUUUCUUUAGACACUGACCUUGAAAGAUAGACGUUUUACAUUAGCUUAUUGUCAUGUGAUGUUGCCACGUCAAUUUCCAGUGUGUGUGGACUUAAGUUAGCAUGUUUUACAAAAUAAAUGUUUUACACACUUCAA